Messenger RNA from Sphaeroforma arctica JP610, 255 nucleotides. RefSeq lists its product as hypothetical. The record is from RefSeq and is a predicted model, not a curated record. The transcript has a single exon. Bases 1 to 255 code for a protein of 84 amino acids. NCBI's taxonomy places the organism in Eukaryota, Ichthyosporea, Ichthyophonida.
AUGGAACGAGCUGAGUCAAAGACAAUAGCUAUUGGACUAGCUGCUGGUACUGCUCCGAGUGAGCAGGAGAAGCAUUUAAACAUGUUCAGAGCCGAGGCUGCUAAAAAUAAUGAGGCAGCAGACAGAGAGCAAAAGAAGAAGCAAGAAGCAGCUGAGAAGGCCGGGAAGGAGAAAAAGAUUUGUGAGGAAUUCAAUUUGGGUAUGACUCACUUCCCAAAAGACAAAAAGGAUUCGAAAUGCACUCAUAGACAAUAA